Cavia porcellus (domestic guinea pig) is the source of this 9428-nucleotide messenger RNA. RefSeq names its product interferon-induced very large GTPase 1-like. The transcript is spliced from 2 exons. The coding region runs from base 219 to 5405 and encodes 1728 amino acids. Gene Ontology annotation, molecular function: GTP binding. Lineage: Eukaryota; Metazoa; Chordata; Mammalia; Rodentia; Caviidae. The record is from RefSeq and is a predicted model, not a curated record.
CUUCAAUACUUUCCACUUAUGCUCCAUUUGUGGUACUCUAGAUUUUUGCUAGAUUUUUUUCUGCAAAUUCUUACACUAUCAAUCCAUUAUCUAGUUACAAUCCUGCUUCCACAGUUUUCUCCUUUUUUACUAUAGUAAUAUCUUGCUUCUCUGUAUUAAUUUUUGUCACAAUUUGUUUUGUGUUACAGAAUACCAAGAAUGAGUAAUUUACAGUGACCAUGCAUUCAUUGGCUUCUAGUUCCAGAGACUGGAAAGUGCAAGAUCAAGCCAUGGCAACUGAAGACUACAACUCUGAUAAACCGCUGCUCAGAAAAGAAAGGAAGCAAAAUCUCCAAGACAUUCUGGAAAAUGAAGGAAUAGACACUAAAUUUUGUUUGCCCAAAUUGCAGGAACAUCUGCACAAGACCUGGGAACAGGACUCCCUAUAUUUACAAGAAAAAGACCUCCAGAGCUUGAAAUCCCAGGAGCAGCAUCAAUAUGACAGAACAGCCCCGGAGAAGCAUUUUGAUCUGUCACAUUCAAAUAUUCACCCAGAGUUACAGGAGUCACUAGAGGAGAUGAUAGACAAAAGGUAUGAACAAGCAGAACAGGCACUGCAGGAGCUAACGGACCUGUUUUUAGAAGAAAGGCAGAGGCAGGAAGAAACAAUGAGUAGUAAACUACAUGAUAAAGACAAUAUUAAAAAUGACUUCAUAGAAAAUAGAGCUUUCAAAGAUUUACUUCAACGUCUAGGCCUAGAACACUACUUCCCUAAAAGGAUGGGCAGAGAUAACUUUCAUCUGAUCUACAAGACUUCUGUCUACAAAACCCGCCCCAGUGCUGAAUGGGAGCUUCCUUUCUACUUCCUACAGAAGCUACUGAUGCUCGAUUGUGGGUUGAGAUAUCUGGUCUGCAGAGAAAAAGAAAACAUAGAAUAUCAGGUCUAUCCAAGCACCUCUGACCAGGACAACGAGGCUUCUGAUCCCUAUGAAGACCUUUUUGAUGAUGAUGAUAGUCCUUUUACAGCUAAACCCAGGCCUCAUAUUCACCCGAUGGAUAUCCAGAUGGCAAUUUUUCACUGUGCAGAUGAUUUUGCCAGGCAAUAUAUUUUGGACAAACUUUCUAUUUGUCAAUUUGCCCUCCCCCUGUUGGUGCCUAACCCUUGUACUUCACAAAUUGAAUUCUCUCUCUGGUGUCUCAAACAAAUUAGGAGGACUUGGCAACAUAAUAGCAAAUCAUUUAAAGGAAAGAAGCAGAGUUUUAACAACCAGCAGAUGUGUCGUGUACCCUCCUCCAUUGUGUCUUUCAUUAGAGUUGGAAAUGGCCUGUCUGCUUCCAAAUCUAAGAUCAUGAACUGUGUUCUCAGUAAACGAAAACAUGAUGUGUUUUUUCACCGACACUGCCAGGGAAGCCACAAAGACUGUCUCUUGAUGGAGGGUGUAGUGGAAGUUUGCUGGUACUGUCCCGGGGAAGAAGAGAAAGACAGAUUUGACAACUGUGUGACCUUCACCAAUCUUCAUGGAGAUGCAAAGCACCACCAGCAGCAGCUAGCCUUCCUGCAGGAGGUUUCUUCUCUCAUUGUGAUCCUUAUGUCAACCUCUGAUGACAAUGAAGAAAACAGAAAAAUUGUCUAUGAUCUAUGGCAAUCAUCCAGGCCUUUGAUCUGCUUACUUGUUGACAGAGGAAAACACACAGUCAGUAAUUCUCACAAAAGAGUAAGAAUUGGCAUCAGAAACAGAAAUGAAGCAGACUUAACAGAAGAGAUCAUUACUGCAAUCAGACGUUUGCUGCAGCUCUCUAAUACUGCUCUCAGCCUAGAAGACUGUUCUCACAUUGCUCGCAAGCGAGGAUUCCUUAUUGAUGAAGACCAGAGAGACUGCAAGGAAGCCAAAGAAAAGGCAGAGACCAUAACAGCCCCUCUGAGAGACAUGAACUUAUCUCACAUGAAGGAAAAUGUAUUACCCCUUCAGGGAGAACUAUGGCAUCUUUGGUGUAAAAAGGACAAAGAACUCUAUCAUCUAAGAGAGAAGGGAAACAAGAGCAUUGAACAACACAAGAGUGAGAUUGAGACACAAAAACAAAAAAUUAGAUAUAAACAGUUCUUAAAAGCCUUUCCUCUCAAUGAUUUCAUGCAAUCUUUCCUACGAUUUUUGCAACAAUCUUCAGAAACACAUGUCAAACUGUACUUUUUGCAGUGGCUGAGUGUGUUUUUGGACAGCCUCACUGAAGGACACUUAGAAAAUCUGCGUGAAAAACAAAACUCUUUGUGGUCAAAGAUACAAACAGAAAAGCAAAAGACACAGAAGAGCUGCUCCCUGGACCUCUCACAAAAUGAACUGGAAAUCAUCUCCACUGAAAUCAGUUACUGUGCAUUGGGAAUUGAACAGCUUCUCAGAGAAGUUGCACAGAUAUAUGAAACACUAGAAGAAACUUCUGCCAAAAGAGAUAUUGUUUUUCAUUUUCUUCCUGAAAUUGCUGCAGACCUGAUGCUAUCUGGCAUGCCCAUUGAGCUGAUGGAUGGGGAUGCAUCCUACGUGCCUCUAAAAUGGGUCGCAGCUGUGUUUGACAAGGUCUCUGAGAGACUUUCAGGUAAGAGACUGUUUGUUCUCUCUGUUCUGGGCCUGCAGAGUUCAGGAAAGUCCACCCUGCUGAAUGCCCUUUUUGGGCUGCAGUUCAGUGUCCGUGCAGGCAGAUAUACCAGGGGGGCCUACAUGCAGCUCCUGAAUGUGGAAGAGAGCUUUGCAGAGAAACUUGGAUUUGAUCUUCUGUUGGUUAUAGACACAAAAGGACUCAAGGCCUCAGAAUUUAACAACAAAUCCCAGAAUAGGAACAAUGAGUUGGCAACCUUUGUCAUUGGACUUGGAAACUUAACUCUGAUCAAUAUUUUUGGAGAGAAUCCAUCAGACAUGCAGGAUAUCCUACAAAUAGCCGUCCAGGCCUUUCUGAAGAUGAAACAAGUGAAAAUCUCCCCAAGUUGCCUCUUUGUUCAUCAGAAUGUGAUGGAAGUUACAGUAAAAGAGCAAACCAUGGAAGGACAAGGACGGAGGCGGCUACAGCAGAAACUAGAUGAAAUGGCAGUGAUCGCUGCUGAGCAAGAGCAGUGCUCCAAUGUGUCCUGCUUCAGUGAUGUCAUUCAGUUUGAUGUCAAUACUCAUGUCUACUAUUUCCCUCACCUUUGGGAUGGCAACCCCCCAAUGGCCCCUCCUAAUCCUCGCUAUAGUCACAACAUCCAAGAACUGAAAAGCAAAAUUCUUUUGAUGGCUAAACAAGAAUCUAGAGGAAAUAUCAUGAAGAUAUCAGAUAUGAAAUUCCGAGUGGAAGAUUUAUGGAGAGCCCUCCUCAGUGAGAACUUUAUUUUCAGUUUCAGAAAUACCCGAGAGGUCAAGGCCAUGACCAAACUGGAAACCAUGUACAACCAGUGGUCCUGGAAGCUGAAGAGUCAUGUGUUGCACUUGCAGAAUCAGCUGAACAAUCAGAUUCAGAAUGGAAAAAUUCAGACAUUGGAGAGAAGCUCACUUGAAGGUCCUAUAACAGAAAAAUAUGAAACCAUUAAGGAAGACCUUGAGAAGUAUUUUAAGGAAGACCCAGAGAGUGAAAUUUUGAUUCAAUGGAAAGGAAAUUUUGAAAAUAAGUUACAAAUUCUUCAAGAGACACUUAUUUCACAUGCCAGAAAAGAAGCCAAUAGACGUAUUGAUCUUAAAAGAUCUCAGGAAAGGCUGGAUAGCAAAAAGAUGGAUUAUGAAAAUGAAAUAUUGCAAAAGAGUCGAGAGUUGGCUUUAACUCUAAAAGGUAAAGAAUUGAGUGAGAAGGAGUUAAAGAUUAAAUUUAAUCAACUCUGGAAUAAAUGGAUCUAUGAUAUAUCCUCAAAUCUUCCUCCAGCGGUAGAGCCUAACAUUGAGGUGGAUUCUAAGGACGUUCUUUUGGCAUAUUUCAAAAAUGAGAGAAACAUAAUGGAUAUGAUACAAACAAAUUCUGGAAAGAAAUUUGAAAUCACCUAUGAGAAACAUAUCAAGUUAGCUGAGCAGUUUUUACUUUUUGCAAGUAAUUUAGAGGUAGGAGACAGAGAGUUAAUUCAUGUGACUACUAAACGCAUUUUUAUAAGAUUUGAUGAAACUAUUGAUAAUAUUUGGAAGCAAAGUCGCGAUUACAAUGUAAAUGAUUUUCAUGAAAUUCUGAGAAUAAUAGAACAGGAAGUGACAUCUGCACCUACAAAUAAAAGAUUCUCAUUUACAAGCAACUACAAAAUGGAAUUAUCUUUGUGUUUAUUCAAAAGAGCAUCAAAAAAUUUUAAAGAAAUACAUAUGGCUUUCAUGAGAACAAAUGAUCCUGUAAACUAUCUGGAAAGUAAAAAAGAUGAUUUCUUCACAAGUUUCAAGAUUUCUUGCCAAGGAGCAACCUCUGUCAAGUCUUUUGUAGACUUUCUGUGGAACAAGCUCAUUCCUGCUGUAUCUACUACCAUACGAGAAAACAUGGCCUCUAAAAUUGCUGGGGACAUACAAGCUACCUGCCCUGCAUUCAGUGGAAACAAGGCUAAGCUGGAAAAACAUAUUCUCAUCUCUCUGGCAAAAGAAGAAAACUUUGAUAAUUACUGGCAAUACAUUCAUGAGCCAGAGUCCUUUUUCAGCAGUUACAUUAAAAAGCAUAUUAAAAUAUACUGUUCAGAAGAAAAAGAUGGAAAAAUAAGCACUUUUUUAAAAAUGAAUUUAAAGGACAUUGAAAAUGCCAUCCUUUCUGCUAUUCAGGAAUCCAUGGCACAGGCCAAAGAUAAAAGCAGCACUGCAUCUGAGUGGUUAGAUUUCUUCUGUGAUCACCUGGGGAAUAGCUUAAUCUUUCCACGAGCAGAUCUGAGAGUCAUUGAACACCAGGAGCUAAAAGAUAUGGAGUCUCUCAAAGAAGCCAUGAGAGAAGCAUUGGAUGGUGCAAUGAUGAAGGCAGAAGAAAAGUUUUUAAGUACACCUCUAGAUGAAAUGGUUCCUGUAAUUGAGAAAAUCCUCUCUGAGCAACUUUGUGGCUGCUGGAAACAAUGUCCUUUCUGUAAAUCCAUCUGUACCAAUUCAAUUUCUAAACAUGAAGGAGACCACAGUGUUUCUUUCCACCGUCCGCUGGCUGUCAGUGGAGGUUGUUGGUACAAAACCAAUGAGCUCUCAAUUGACAUCUGUUCAACUGCAGUGGCAAGUGAUACUCGGUUUAUUCUAAGGGAUACCCUGAAAAUCCCAUUCAAGACCUAUCGGCAGGCAGGAGGGGAUUAUGCCAUGUGGAGUAUCACCCCAGAUUUAUCCUCCCAGCCAUAUUGGAAAUGGUUUGUCUUUCACUUCAAAUCAAAGUUAGAAGAAAAAUAUGGGAAAAUAUUUCAAAAUAGAGGUGAAAUCCCUGGUGCAUGGAUGAUAAUCACAAAGCAAGAUAUUUUUAACAACUUGAAAAAGUAACUCAGCAAAAAAUAAAAAGUUAAUAAAUAACACUAAACACAGAAGACACCUCUAGUAUCUGAAAAACAAUGCCACAGUCUGAUACCAUACUAAAACACAACCUCUUACAACUAGAACUUCAACUGCCCACUUGUUAAAUGAAAUAUAUGAAAGCAAACCAAUUGUUUUAAAACAUUGAAGAUGUCCUCUAAAAGAAACUCUUUUCUGUCUGUGUCAGCUCCUUCUGGUUCAAAAUCAAAUUAAUAACAUAUAUGAACCUGUGAUAAAAUCAAUUUAAAUUUCUAGCUUCAUACUUUUAAAUAUUUUCCUAAAUAUUCUCUAAAAUAUAUGAUGUGCCAGGCUUGCUGGUACAAUCCUGUAAUUCCAGCACUUGAUAGGCCAAGGUAGGAGGAUCCCUACUGAGGCCAGUCUGAAUUACAUAGUGAAACCCUGUCUCAAAAACUCAAAAAAUAUAUAUAAAAUAUAUGAUGUCUCAUAGAAAGAAACCUUAACUAGAAAUUUAAACUCAUUCUGGGCUGCUGGAAAAUUUUUAUACAGUAACUAUAUAAAUAUUUGAACAAACAUACAGAUUUUGUAUGAAGUUAAAGUUGACUCUGUAAGGUUUUUAAGUGAUUAUUUUUGCACUAUUUCAAGUUUUCAGGAAAAAUUAUCAACUUUUAAUUAUAAAAACAUACCUAGAAAUUUUAUGAUUUUUAAGCAUAGCAAUAUUUAAAUACAUUGUAUUCUAUGAAAAAAUGAAUUAUAGAAUAUACCAUGAUAAAGACUUUAUCAACUCAGAAAACAUUAUUAAAAACAGAUGGGAAAUAAAAACACUAACAAUAUUUUCAUUUAAACACUGUGACUUCUGGGAGAACAUGGCAGACAAAUAACAGCAGCCAUGGAGGCUCUCUCAGAUUACCAGCUUAGAAUCCAGGAGCAGUGCCCUGUGAGGAGUCCUACGUGACGGGAGAUCUACCUUGCUGACCCAGGAACAAAGUAAGAUGAGAGAAACGAACUGGAAAUGCAAUCCUGAUGCUGUAAAAGGAGCAGAUAAAAUCUCAGUGCAGAAGCUGGGUCCCACGCCUUUGGAAACCGCAAUUUGAAUUUCCUGCUGCUGAUACUGCGUCCCAAUCCACACAGCAGGGAGACAGGCGUGUGAAAGUUCUGAGAGUGGGAAUCAGCCCAAACGGUGUUGAGAGCAGGACUGGCAGGGAGCCCUGCAUCGACCUGCGGUGAGUGAGAGAAAUGGGGACCCUUUCAUAGACUAGGAGGCUCCAACAGAGGACAUUCUGGGAAUGGGCAGACUAGCAGGAACACAGCCCUGUAGUGACUUUAGUAGCAUAUUCCCCUCUCAAGCGGGAGUGGUGGGGAGUGUUUGGCCUGGUGAUGCUUUGGACUAAGAUCCUGUAGGCUAGCCCAAAUCAGGUCCCUGUGCUUGGCGGUGCACCCUAGCAGUGAAACAUUCAGUAGGUUGACCUGGAGGGGUGGGCCCAGCAGAGGCUGCCCAGGUCUUUGUCUCCCUAGUAUACUGCAGUGGGCAGGAACACCUAGUAGGCGGAUUCAAACAAACUGCAACAGACAAAGAGAAAAAAAAUAACUGAGCAUCCUACAUACGCUUGUAUGGAAGGAACAAAAUAUGGGAAAAGGGAGCAACAAGAAAGGGUCCUCAGUCCCCAACCCUGAGAACACUGAUCCAGGAAAGGUAAAAGCAAAAGAGAAUAAAGACAGAAAACAUGCAAUAUCAGACACAGCACCUAUAGAUAUAAAGCGGUUUCUCCAGAGCCUCAUAGACGAGUUCAAAAAUGAAGUAUUUAAUGAAAUAAAGCAAGAAAUAAGUAGAAUAGUUAGAGAAAUGCUAAGCACCACCCAAGAAAAAAACAGAUGGUGGAAUGGAAGAACAGAAAAAAAGGGGAGAAUUGUUUGAUGGAGAAAAUACAGAAAACAUAAAAUAUGUGAAGCAGGUUCACAGAGAUUACCAGGAAACUCUAUUGAAAGCUGGCAUGACAGCCUGAAAGAAACAAAGGAUAGAUUAUCAGAACUGGAGGACAGAUUUGUAAGGUGGGAGCAUGAAAUGAAAAACUUCUUAAAAAUAACAAGAAAACAAACAGCAAUAAUACAAAGACUAGAAGAUGAUAAGAGGAUCUAUAACUUAAGAAUAAAGAACAUAAAAGAAGACGUAGGGACUCAAACAAAUGAACUACAAAAGCUAUUCACAGAAAUAAUCCAGGAGAAUUUCCCUAAUUUAGCAAAAAGUAAAGAUACUCAGAUGUAUGAGGCAUACAGGACCCCCGUCACCUACAACCCAAACAGAGCUACACCCAGGCAUAUAAUUAUCAAAAUUCCAGAAAUCCAAUAUAAGAACAGAAUAUUAAAAGCCAUCAGAGAUAAGAAACAGAUCACUUACAAGGGAACACCCAUCAGAAUUACAGCAGACUUCUCAGCACAAACCAUCAAAUCACGAAGAGCGUGGGGGGAAAUAAUUCAAGCUUUGAAAGAUAAUAACCUCCAGCCAAGAUUGAUAUAUCCUGUACAACUGUCCCUAGAAAUUGAUGGAAAAACAAGGUGCUUCCAGGAUAAAGAGGAACUAGGGGAAUUUGCAACCACCAAUUCAACUCUACAAAGAUUACUGCAGGAUAUUCUAAAAAUGAAAAAUACCAAGAUUCCAGAAACAGUGGCAGAGCGGCCACAAUGAAUGGAGCAAAAAGUGAAAUGAAGAGGACAAACUGACAACUAAUGACAGAAAAAAGCUCAACAGAAAUGAGGCAGAGAAGGUUGGAUGGUAGGAACAGCCAUUCUAGAGAAAACAAGACAUCAUGAUAGGUAGUGCUGAUUUAAUAUCCUCUUGUUUUGAAGUCCCAUCAAGCUUUUGUUCUUCUGUCUCCAUCAGUUUUAACGUGUUGUAUCUUAUUGGAUUUUAUUAUAUCUGAUAAUAUAAACAAAAACUUUUAUAGACAAGGAGAUUAUACAGAAACCAUUGUUCAUUUUCUGUUAGUUGAUUCUAAAUACCCUGUAAUACUGUCAUUCUCUUGAAUGAUUUUACAUUGUCUUGAUAUGUUUGAUGCUACAGUAUAUGAAGUUAUACCCAAAGAUUUUAAGGGAAGAGACACUAUGGUAACUACUAUUAUGUCGAGAUUAUCUUGUGGUGAAACACUAUUUUGCUUAAAUGGCUACGUUUUGACCUGCACUGUUUUGUUGUUAUGCCCUCCUUUUUAUCUCAAUCUCCUUUUUAUUAUCUACUUUUUCAUUUUUAUCCUUUUAAUUAAGGGAAAAAUAAAUAAAAAAUAGCAGGAUAUAUUAUAGUAACCCACUUUGAUUUCCUAUUUACUUGAUUUGAAACUCUGUGUUGCUCUCACCAUCUUGUUUUGACUGAUUUUCCUCUAUUCUGUUAUGCUAGAUAGUACCAAUUUUGAAAGUCUAGGCAACAACUAUGAAGACAGUAAGAUCCAUUGUGACGCCCAUUCUGGUUGACUAUUAUCUUCUUUUGAAGUCCUCUAAUGUCUCCAAUGUUUUGGUUUUAUUGGUCUUAUUCUUUACUGCUUUGUUCAAUUUAUUAUAACUGAUGAUAUAGGCAAUUCUUUUUAAGAUAACAAGAGGCAUUAUGGUAACCAUUGUUGAUCGCCUUGUAUUUUGUUUUUACAUUAUGUAUUAUGUGACUCUGUCCUGGUGUGUCACAUUUGGUUGUACUUCUUCAAAAAAAAAGGCAAUAAGAACUAUGGGAGUAAUAAAACCCAAAACAUGUAAUUGUCAUUGUACAAAAGAAAGAAAAAGAAAGUUCUCUAAAAGAUAUAACUGCAUAUAUAUUUGUGUAUAAGAUAGAUAACCAUAUUACUGAGUUUUGUUGGAUUAUUGAACAAAACUGUUUGCAGUCUCACUGUUUGAAAGUCCCCUCUAUAUGCUUUAAUUUUGUAACUUCAACAACUAUUUCUAAGAUGACAAUAUGUAAUUAACUAGUGAUUUCCUACUGUUUAUUUUUUCUGAAAUUCUGUAUAACUUGUACCCUUUUUCUUUUUUCUCCUUAAAUAAAAUUUAAAAAAAUAAAAUAAA